Molecule: messenger RNA, 3067 nt
Organism: Parasteatoda tepidariorum (common house spider)
Lineage: Eukaryota; Metazoa; Arthropoda; Arachnida; Araneae; Theridiidae
Product: pyruvate dehydrogenase phosphatase regulatory subunit, mitochondrial
Cellular component (GO): mitochondrion
Molecular function (GO): protein binding
Source: RefSeq, a predicted model, not a curated record
UUUGUUUAUUUAUUUUUAAAUCGAAACUUCUUAGAUUAAAAGUAUUAGUGAAUUUUAAAUUUGCGUAGUCAAUGCUUUCAAAUAUAUUAUGUUGUCUCAAAUCGCUGCAUUAAUUCAGUCAUUUGCUUUUGAUGCCUUUUGGGUUUUUUAGAUAUCAUAUAUAUAUAUUUUAUUAUUCAGUGUUCUUUUAAUUUACCUAUAUCAUGAGUUUGUACUCCGUUCGAAUGUCCAAGCAUUUGUUAAAUUACCAUAAGUAUAUUGUGUUGAAGAAUUAUGGUUUAAAGAACAUUAGUAAUUCGAAAAGUUCAUGGUCCAUUUUACCUGAAGUGAAUGUUGAUGACUUCUGCUCUAAUGACAUCCCAAAAGAAGCACAGGUUGUUAUUUGUGGCGGAGGGGUUGUUGGAUGUUCUGUUGCGUACCAUCUAGCCAAAGAUUAUGGCUGGAAAGAUGUGGUGCUUCUAGAACAGGGAUUGUUAACUGGUGGAACUGCAAAAUUUGGUGCUGGGCUACUAGGACAGAUUAAGCCAACUGCUAUUGAAACUAGGUUAUGCCAAUACAGUAUUGAUCUUUAUAAAUCACUCGCUUCAGAAGGACUUAAAACUGGUUUCAAAAGCUGUGGAAGUUUAUCUUUGGCUAGAACAGCUGAUCGUAUGAUUUAUUUUCGUCACAUUGCUGCAUCUGCUGUAGCUCGAAAUAUUGAGUGCCAUUUGUUGACUCCAGAGGAAGCUCAAAAACAUUGUCCGAUAAUAAGUACUGAAAUGCUUAAGGGUGCUUUGUGGAUUCCUGGUGAUGGAGUUGGUGACCCUUAUGAAGCCAUGUUGACGCUAGCCUCGGAAGCUGCUCGUCGAGGAGUCUCAAUUAUUGAAAAUUGCUCUGUUUUAAAAGUCAUAACUGAUGAUAAACAUCAAAUAAAGGCUGUAGAAACCAAUAAAGGGCUUAUAAAUUGUGAAAUUUUUGUGAACAGUGCAGGACAUUGGGCCAAUCAUAUUGGGCGCCUGAGUUAUCCAAGAGUAAAAGUGCCCUUGUAUCCAUGUGAGCAUCAUUAUCUUCGCACUAUGCCUGUGGAUGGUAUUGAUCCCAUGAUGCCCGUGAUCCGAGAUUAUGAUGGAUAUUUUUAUAUAAGAGAAAAAGAUGGCUGUUAUUUAGCUGGAGGUUUUGAACCAAUAUCUAAACCUUUAGAUCUCAAAGAAAUGGAGUCCCCUACUGCUUUUAAAUCUCUGCCAGAAGAUUGGGACCAAUUUUAUACACUUUUAGAGCAAAUGCUAUUUAGAAUACCUUCUCUAGGAAAAGUCACAGUUGAUAAUUUGUGUAAUGCUCCUGAAAGCUUCUCUCCUGACUGUAAGCUACUGUUAGGUGAGGCACCUGAGGUGAAGAACUAUUUCGUGGCCACUGGCAUGAAAGCGACUGGAAUGGAAGCUGCUGGCGGUGUUGGUAAAAUAACUGCAGAAUGGAUUGUGAAUAGUGAACCAAAAAGAAAUCUUUGGGAUGUGGAUAUUAGAAGGUUUUUGGGACUUCACAACAAUCGUUUGUUUUUGAGGGAUAGAAUGGUUGAAGUACCUGGUGUUCAUUAUAAAGUGAAGUAUCCUCAUUCUGAAUAUAUAACUGGUCGAAAUGUAAGAAUGUCACCUAUUUAUCCUCGUUUGAAAGCUGCUGGAGCUGUUUUUAGUCAGUCAAUGGGAUAUGAAAGACCAUGUUAUUUCAAUCCUGAUAUUAUUGGUAAGGAUGUUCCUGAACCAGAUAUCCAGUUGCGCCCUAAUACGUUCUUUAAACCUCCCUGGUUUGAUUUGCUGGAAUCUGAGUACAUGGCUUGUCGAAGGAAGGUAGCUUUGUUAGACUACUCAUCUUUUGCUAAAUUAGAAGUGUGGUCUCCUGGCAGAGAAGCUCUCGACUUUCUUCAAUACUUGUGCUCUAACAAUAUUGAUAUUCCUAAAAAUGCCAUGGUUCAUACAGGAAUGCAAAAUAAGUAUGGUGGCUAUGAGAAUGAUUGCAGUGUUGCUCGAAUGGACUACAACAGGUUUAUGAUCAUUUCCCCAACUAUUCAACAAGCUCGCUGCCAAGCUUGGCUCAGGAGGAAUCUUCCUCCUGACAGCCCAAUAUUAAUCACCGACAUAACAUCUUUGUACACAGCCAUUUGUAUUAUGGGUCCUUUGGCUCAAAGUGUCAUGUCUGAUGUAUCAGACACAUCUGUAUCGUAUAAAGAUUUCCCUUUUUUUACCAGCAAGGAAAUGAAUAUAGGUCUUGCAAAUAAUAUCAAAGUGUUUCAUCAAACCCAUACCGGAGAGUUAGGCUAUGUUCUUUAUAUACCAAAUGAAUAUGCUCUUCAUAUAUAUGAUGAACUGAUGGAAAAAGGUGAAAAAUAUGGUAUUCAGCAUGUUGGUUAUUACGCAUCUAGAUGUCUUCGGAUAGAAAAAUUCUUUGCAUUCUGGGGUCAAGAUCUUGACACUACAACUACCCCUUUUGAAUGUGGACGAGUAUACCGAGUCAAUUUCGAAAAAGGUGACUUUAUGGGAAAAGAAGCUUUGCUCAAACAAAAAUCUGAAGGUAUUAAGAGACGUUACAUUCAGCUAGUUCUUGAAGAUUAUGAUGUAGAUGAAGAUAUUUGGCCAUGGGGUGCUGAACCUAUUUAUGUUAAUGGGAAGUGUGCAGGUUUGACUACUACUACAGGAUAUGGCUUUACCCUAAAAAAACAGGUGUGUUUGGGUUUCAUUCAGAAUCUUGAUGAGAAUGGCAUACCCCAAGUAAUUACAAAUGAUUUCAUCCUUAAAAGUGACUUUGAAGUUGACAUUUGUGGUACAAGGUAUCCAGCAAAAGUAAAUAUUCACUCUCCAAACUUGUCUUCUGGAUUUGAAUAUGUUAUAGAUUCUAAUGGAUAUAUUGCUACUCAGUUUAACACCUGAUUUGAAUUUGAAUGAAUUUUUGAAAUGUUUUAUAUCUGUAAAAAAAUAUAGUGUACAUAGUUAUUAAAAUUGAGAGAUGUUUUAUAAAAAUGUCAUCUUUAAUUCAAGAUUGCUACCAGUGCAUUGUUAUUUAUUUCUCUAGAACUUAUAUAAAUUUUAAAAAAUCAGUA